Molecule: messenger RNA, 1198 nt
Organism: Biomphalaria glabrata
Lineage: Eukaryota; Metazoa; Mollusca; Gastropoda; Planorbidae
Product: procathepsin L-like
Exons: 9
Coding region: 156-1139 (327 amino acids)
Cellular component (GO): lysosome
Molecular function (GO): cysteine-type endopeptidase activity
Source: RefSeq, a predicted model, not a curated record
CAACUGUUAUCUUUUUGUGUUAUCUUUGAAAUGAGCUCUCAUAUGACAUCACGAGUCUAAAGUAGGUUGAUUACAAACAAUGAACAUCUAUAUAACAAUACUUCGUCUAUCGUUUUAACAAUCACUUGUUGGAUAGCAUUCAAGAAUCUUUAAAGAUGCUGAAACUUGCAAUCUGUCUCGGUCUUCUGACCGUUGUGUCUUGCAUUUCACUGGACGCCGAGUGGACACGGUUCAAGGUGGCCUAUAACAAGAUUUACAGGGAUCCAAAAGAGGAAAUGAUGAGACGCAAAGUCUGGGAGGGUCAUUUGGCGUACAUUCAAAAACACAACGAGGCCUACGACAGAGGAGACUACAGUUUUUAUCUUGGCGAGAAUAACUAUGCAGAUAUGACCAAUGAAGAGUUCGUAAAGACCAUGAACGGAUACCGCAUGCGCAGUGCAGCUCCCAGAAGUCACCUCGUCCAUGUGGCUGGUGACAUCAGAGAUCUCCCAGCAGAAGUGGACUGGCGAACCAAGGGCUACGUGACUGACGUGAAAAAUCAGGGUCAGUGCGGGUCAUGUUGGGCUUUUUCAAGCACUGGAGCCUUGGAAGGUCAGCAUUUUAAGAAAACUGGGAUAUUGGUUUCCCUAUCGGAACAAAACCUCGUGGAUUGCUCCCAGAAACAAGGUAACCAAGGCUGUAAUGGAGGAUGGAUGGACCAGGCUUUUACUUACAUAAAGGUCAACAAGGGUAUCGAUACCGAGUCUUCUUAUCCAUACGAGGGAGUGGAUGGUUCUUGUAGGUUCAAGGCCGCCAAUGUUGGAGCCAACGACACAGGAUUUAUUGACGUCAAGUCUAAAGACGAAAGCGCUCUCCAAGAUGCUGUUGCCAACGUGGGACCUAUCUCUGUUGCCAUAGACGCCAGCCACGAGAGCUUUCAGCUCUACAAAGGCGGCGUCUACCACAGCAUCUUCUGUAGUCAGACCAGCCUGGACCACGGUGUGCUAGCAGUAGGCUACGGUAAUUACAACGGCAAAGACUAUUGGCUGGUCAAAAACAGCUGGGGAACGUCUUGGGGAGAGAAAGGUUACAUCAUGAUGUCACGAAACAAGAACAAUAACUGUGGUAUUGCAACUACAGCCAGCUAUCCAACAGUCUAAGAAGAGUUUUCAUUACUUAGCAAGUACAAAAUAAAAUAAAAAACAAACAAAAAACCCCA